AUGUGUACAGAAAUAGCAGUGUGUACAGAAAUAGCAGUGUGUACAGAAGUAGCAGUGUGUACAGAAAUAGCAGUGUGUACAGAAAUAGCAGUGUGUACAGAAGUAGCAGUGUGUACAGAAAUAGCAGUGUGUACAGAAAUAGCAGUGUGUACAGAAGUAGCAGUGUGUACAGAAGUAGCAGUCUGUUACACCAAGCUUUUCGGCUCUUACAAGAUGAGCCGGAAAAGAAUUUCAGAUUACUUUAAUGGCACACACGAGGUUCUGGAGCUAGAAGACGAGGAAGAGCAUGAAGCCAGCCUACACAAGAGCUACAAGGACUGCAAGAAAAACCCUGGCCACGUCAACUUCAUACCUGUCAAGGAGUUCACCGCCAAGCACCUUCCGGCGCGUUACCAAGACGACGACCUUCUUGAACUCGUACGGCGUCUGUCUGACAUGACGGUCCAGAUCACUGUCAAGUACACCAGUCUAGACAGACCGCAGUUUGUUGCCGGCUCCACGGCUCCGUAUCCGUGUUACGCCAGCCGAGGCCGGAAGGCGAUAAGAACCGGAAGUGGGUGGGUGGAUGGGAUGACCAAGUACAUUGACAUCGACAACAGGCUCUGUGAGUGCGAGGUUUGUCUGAAGACGAAUGAACAGUCAAGGAGUGGGGGGAGAUCGAUGUACUCACGGCUAAGGAGUGGGGGGAGAUCGACGUACUCACGGCCAAGGAGUGGGGGGAGAUAG
Physella acuta is the source of this 726-nucleotide messenger RNA. RefSeq lists its product as uncharacterized. NCBI's taxonomy places the organism in Eukaryota, Metazoa, Mollusca, Gastropoda, Physidae. The record is from RefSeq and is a predicted model, not a curated record.